Racocetra fulgida is the source of this 359-nucleotide messenger RNA. NCBI's taxonomy places the organism in Eukaryota, Fungi, Glomeromycota, Glomeromycetes, Diversisporales, Gigasporaceae. The record is from the annotation of a GenBank genome assembly.
AUUCUUUAAGUUCAUCGUCAAUGUUCAAAAUAUUUCUGGAUAAUAAAUUAAUAGAUACGGGACGAGCGAAACGGACACAUUUUAUAGAAAUGCCUAUGGAACGAAGUUUCCUCGAACCUUUUAAAGAAUGGGAAUUUGUUAUAGCAUUGUUGAAGGAUCACAACGCUUAUGUCAACAGGUUGUCAGAAUCAGCAACUGUUUCGCCAAUAUCACGUGUGGCGCUUGCUCGAAAAAUUCAAUAUGUAGGAAUUUUCUUUGGUGAGGACGCAAUUAGAACAUUGCGGCAUAACUAUCCACCACCUAAGAAUAAAAGCACAGGACGUGAAUGGAAUUUUGAAGGAUCAUACAUUUUUCUUGCA